Messenger RNA from Penicillium salamii, 681 nucleotides. Lineage: Eukaryota; Fungi; Ascomycota; Eurotiomycetes; Eurotiales; Aspergillaceae. The record is from the annotation of a GenBank genome assembly.
AUGAGACUGAACCCACUAACCACAUUGAUAUUAUACCCUUUUAUCUUUGCUAGCUCGACGUCCGCAAUCUGGGAUCCAUCUUCAUCCCUCCCCUCACGCCAACAGCCACUUCUCAAACAUCUAGAGCAUCAAUCAAUGAUGGACAAGAUUCUAUCUGGGCUCGUCCGGCCACAGCAGACAGCCCCAGACGAGGACGUGAACCCGGAAAGCAGCGAUAGCCCUAUUAUCUCAGAUGUGCUGCCCAAGACCAAGGCGAUCAACGUCUUUGCGCGAUUAACCCGUGACUUUGACGCAAUCGCCAAUCGGCUAAACGAUGGAUCCAAGAACAUCACAGUUCUUGCGCCACGCAACAGUGCGAUACAGAAUCUUCCACGGAAACCCUGGGAGAAUCCAGCAGACUAUGAGAAGUUCGGUGAGGUAAAUGCAUAUGAAGGCUCCGAUGGUCAGGACCGGGCAAAACGCAAUUUACAACGAUUUGUGGAAGCCCAUCUUAUCCCCGUUAGUCCUUGGAGGAUUGGGGAAGAGGUGGAAACUUUGGCAGGGGAGAAACUGACGUGGACCAAGGAUGGUGACAAGAUGUUUAUCCAGCCUGGCAAUAUCGAAGUUGAUUCGGUUGCAGAGAAGGUUCAUAAUGGCGAAGUUUGGGUCUUGAACAAUGUGAUCAAUUACCGCCAGGAAUGA